Messenger RNA from Naegleria lovaniensis, 2436 nucleotides. RefSeq lists its product as uncharacterized. The record is from RefSeq and is a predicted model, not a curated record. Gene Ontology annotation, biological process: cAMP biosynthetic process; intracellular signal transduction. The transcript is spliced from 3 exons. Bases 1 to 2436 code for a protein of 811 amino acids. NCBI's taxonomy places the organism in Eukaryota, Heterolobosea, Eutetramitea, Acrasida, Naegleriidae.
AUGAUUGGAAAUCAACAAACCAAUCCCGUCCCGAAUGAAGAAGAUCAUCAUCAAGAUAUAAUUUCUGUGGUCGGCGAAGACAAUACCACACAACAUCGUGAAAAAGCAACAACUUUUCAAUCCGAUGAUCUCACCAGACCCAUGCUCUCACAUCAGCUUCCAAAACCCUCUCCGUUCCCUUCGUCGAGGAAGAGUUCCAUCUUUACUUCAAACAGUUAUUACUCAACGAAAGGCAGCACUUCCACAUCGGAUAAAGGCAAAUCCAAUCUGUGUCGUUGUGAAUGCCCGAAAGGAGUCAGAAUUGUACAUUGCUUGUUGAUUGUGUUUAUUGUGCAAGGGGUUUUAGGUUUAUUGACGAGUAUAUUGUUGCUGUACACGAGUGGAAAUCAGACCUUGUCACGUGUGUCUCAAAAUCAGGCAUUUCAAACGCAAUUAUUCGUGAAUAUUCAUGUUUCAACAAUUAUUGAUACUUCUGAGAGCGUGUUGCAACAAAUAUACUUGGAGUUGGAUUCUGGUUUGGAUGUUUACAAUUUCACCUCAUGGGUCUUACUUUUCAAAUAUAUUCGGGGUUUGUACGUUCCCAGCACUCCGUUAAGCAUUCUGCAAUUAGGUACUUUUAACGAUCAUUAUAUCGGAGUCAAUGACAUUAAUCAAACCUUUUCUGUUUUGGAGUUUCUUAAUAACACCAACACCUUGUAUCGAUAUCACAACCAUGAGAACGAUUUACGUUCAGAUCCUCUUGUAGCAUCCAAUCUACUAAGCACGUCCUAUUUUCCAUAUUUGCCAACAGACAGACCUUGGUUUAGAGCAUUUCAAGAAAAUGCAAAGGAUACUGUUUCACCUCGGUGGUCAGAAAUCUUUUUUUCGGUGUAUGGUAAACCGAGUAUUAACUUGGCCUUUCCAAUUUACAUAAAGGCAAAUACCACUGCGGUGCGUUUGGGUCUCUCUCAAUUGACACCCAACAAUUCCAUGCUGUGUCGUGAUAAAUCGUGCUACACAUACGACCAUUUAUAUGGAGUGGUGGGAAUCUUGUUUUCAUUGGAAGGAUUGGGGAAUUUUUUGAAUUCAACCUUGCAACAAUAUCCUAACCUUAAUUAUUGCUUCAUCAUGGAUCCAAAUGGAGUAAUUAUUGCCUCCAGUAAGGGUGACACUCAAAACAAUACGACUCAAGAAUUGGUGGAUGUGAACAGGGAAAUUUUGGCAUACGCUCAACACAUUAUGCGAAAUAAUAUGACCAACGCCAAGUCAGACACUUUCUUCCUGAAUGGAAAGAACAUAUUUGUUUCCACCAUUACCGACAAAUAUAACCUAAUGUGGAGAGUAGUGAUUGUGUAUAAUCAGUCCGAUUUUGUGACAGAGUUAUUCGCAAGUGGAAUUACAUCUCUUGUCGUGUAUAUCAUUAUCAUGGUCGGUGGUACCUUGCUAUUGUUUAUUCUCGUUCAGGCAAUGAAUAACCCACUGAGAAAUGUGAAAAAAAAGCUAGACAAACUUGUCAAGUUGAAAAACAUGAACGAAUCAGAAGAGGAGAAACGCAGUGUAUUUUCUGACAUUUCAGCACUGGAACAAAGCAUCUCAUCUCUCCGUAGAGGUAUCAAUACGUUCAGCAAAUAUGUACAUCAGAAUUUCAUGAAACGAGUGCUUAGUGGUCAAUAUUUUGCAGAAAUUGGCAUGGACGUGCAAAAUAUGACCAUUCUCUGUUCUGACCUUGUAAGCUUUACUGAACUCGCUGAGAGUACAGACAGUGAAAUAUUACUAAGCGUCAUGACCGAAUAUUUUUCUGCCAUGACGACAACUUUGGAACAUCACCACGGCUUCAUUGAGAAGUAUGUUGGUGAUGGCAUUCGAGCGUUGUGGAGCAGCAAUACACAUAAUGGACUUCUCGCGAGAGUGGAACAGCAUGAAAUUAGAGCUUGCAGAGCAGUGACAGAAAUGUUAGAGGUCUUCCAUGAUCUGAACAAAGCUUGGAAAGAGAAAGGUUAUCCUCAACUCGACAUGCGAGUGGGAAUUAAUAGCGGUGAGGUUUAUUGUGGUUCCAUGGGUUGUUUGAGUAGAUUGAGUUUUGGAGUGAUUGGCGUCAAUGUAAAUAUUGCUUCCAAGCUAGAACGAUUGAAUCGAGAAUACUCAACCACGGUAUUGAUUGGAGAAAGUACUUAUAACCAUGUGAAAGAUCAUUUUGUUUGCAACUAUGUCGAUAAUAUGGAAAUUAGUGGAAAAAGCAUUGCAUUCUACAGCUUGGAAUGUAGUAAUAAGGAAGCUACUGAUUUACAAAUCAAAAUUUCUCGUGACUUUCUGCUCAUUCAACGCUAUUCUAGGGAGGGUGAUUAUGCCUCUGUCAUUCGAGUGUGUCAAAAUAUUCUCAAUUUACAAGAUUCACCUGUAGCAAUGCUCAUGCUCUCCAAAGCCAAAGCAAAGCUUUUCAAACCCAAAACUGAAUAA